Molecule: messenger RNA, 1017 nt
Organism: Parathielavia appendiculata
Lineage: Eukaryota; Fungi; Ascomycota; Sordariomycetes; Sordariales; Chaetomiaceae
Exons: 2
Coding region: 1-585 (194 amino acids)
Source: RefSeq, a predicted model, not a curated record
AUGCUUGAAGACGGACGAUAUUCCGUGUACCGGGUUCGGGAGCGCGCCCAGAGGCGAGCCAAACGCCGAGUGACGUUUUACAAGGCGCUUUGGGUCGGCGUCACCUGGCUUUGUUUCCUGGUGUUGCUUGCCAUUCUGUUGCUGUCUGAUUGCACGACAUGGAUCAGGGUCACCAACUGCGUCGCGCUCACCACUUGGUCGAUAUGUCUCAGAAUGGUCGAAAACUUGUUCAUCCGGCCUGCGGAGGUAGCACGUGGCACCGUGAUAAGAGGCGAUUCGCCUGACGCCGUCUACGUCCUGGGGAGGGACAACUCCGCCUUUGUCCUCGAAGGAACCCGCCAGCAGAUCAAGGAGUGGUCGACCCGAGGCCUACGCUACGGCCCAAACCUCGAUAUUUUCCACGGUGUCCUAUCCCUGCGCCGCACGACAAUGGACCAGGCUGCGUUUGUCCUCCUGAAUGUGCUGGGUCAAGUGAAUUUGCAUGUGGGCCGCAUGCUGAACAGCUUGGACUGCCUGACGCCCCUCGAACGGCUGGACGAAAGCAAGGACUCUGUCAUCUGCCGCACCAUAUCAAUGCACUGUUGAUUCGGAAAUUCAAGGGAGUCAGGAAUGGAGGAAACGAUUGGGUCACUGCCGCCGGCUUGUUGCCUUUCACGCAUGUCUGGAACGAGUGGCGGCGUCGUGUGGUUAAGGAUGAAUAUUCAGACCCGAAGCAGGUUUACAAAGAGGUGGAAAAGGAACGUGAGAUUUUUCUUGAUGGGGAUACGCUCGGUUCGAAAGACGCCGGAGAUACUGGAACCUCGGAGAAGGGGUGUCUAGGCUGACAUGAGACUCAGCAGCGAUCAUUAACACUACUGUAGAAAUGAAAUUUGACGGUAACUCGAGGACGGAUAACAGGGGCCGACCGCGAGCCUUUGGGCCGCAGGAGCCCACAGCGAUAGAAAAAGCCGCCAACACAAUUGCAGUUUGGACGGGAAGGACUGCCGACACGGACAGAGUCAUGGAGGAGGCCUGGAG